Messenger RNA from Lindgomyces ingoldianus, 564 nucleotides. RefSeq lists its product as uncharacterized. The transcript is spliced from 6 exons. The record is from RefSeq and is a predicted model, not a curated record. The coding region runs from base 1 to 564 and encodes 187 amino acids. Lineage: Eukaryota; Fungi; Ascomycota; Dothideomycetes; Pleosporales; Lindgomycetaceae.
AUGGAUGAACUUGUGAUUGUGUGUGGUGUUUCUGGGGUUGGCGAGGGGUUGGUAUCUGGCCAGCAGAUAUCAAGGUCUAGGAAUUCCAUGGCUGUAUGUAGGACGGAGGAUGAUGUGUGCGGGCGGGCGUGUUCUGAGUCCCAGAGCAGGGGCAGGAGAGAAUGGUUUCAGUUUAAGCCGCAAUUUAGACAAGGUUUAGUGGAAACAAUAUUUUAUGACUAUCUAGCCACAAUAUGUGCUCAAGGCCACCUGACUUACAAGAUGGCCUUAGAUCCAGCCAUAUUGUAUAUGGAAGCAAGACUGGUGAUAAAUAUUUCACAGCUGUCUCCCUCGAUCUCCCCUUCACCGUCUCGCGCUUUGAUGCCAGAGGUCUUCUCCUUAGUCGCGCCUAUAACAGAACCCCUCGGAAAACAUGAGAAACUAGAAUUGGAACUGGAAAAUGUGAAUAAACGCCAAACGCCUCGCUAUGCUCCGCUCAAUCCGCUCACUUCAUGCUAUGCCGUGCCAUACUUCCUAGCUGGCCAGACUCAAUGCAAUGCCACCACAUCCUGGACUUUCGCAUAA